Molecule: messenger RNA, 1038 nt
Organism: Emiliania huxleyi CCMP1516
Lineage: Eukaryota; Haptophyta; Isochrysidales; Noelaerhabdaceae
Exons: 1
Coding region: 1-1038 (345 amino acids)
Source: RefSeq, a predicted model, not a curated record
AUGUAUCAAAAGGCCCAGCGGGACGACGGCAGGCGCGCCCUCGAGCGGCAGGCCAGGAAGUGGGAGGCGGACAGCGAGGCUCUUUGGCAAGCGCUCUACGAGAGCCGUACGGAGAACGAGGAGCUUCGAACGGCGGUGGUCGCGCUGAGUGGUGAGGUCAAGCUGCUCGGCGAGCGCGUCGAUGACAAUGCGGCGGCGGCGUCGAGCCGGCAGAGCGCCCUGUCUGGCGAGGUUCAGGCCGUGGCGUGCGAGGUGGUCGCCCUGCGUUCGCGCGCGGCGGCGUGCGAGAGCGGUCUCGAGGCGGUGCGUGGUGAGCUGCAGCGAGAUGGCACCGGGCGCGACCUCGCGAUCGUGCGAUCGGAGCAGAGCUGCCUCUCCAACGCGUCGGCGCGGCUGGAGAAGGGCGUCGCCGAGCACUCGAGGCUGCUCAGCGACGUGCGCGCAGAGCUCGCCGGUCUUGCGCAGAGGCAUGCCGCGCUCAACGCCAGCGGCGCCUCGGAGCAGGCGGCGGCGCAGCAGGUGGCAAGCAGCCUGCGGUCGGCGGUGGACGAGCUCGCCCUCAAGCUCGACAGCCUCGCCGCGCGCGUCGCCGCCUUUGGCACCGGCGACGCCUUCCUGCGCGGCAACGAGAAGCUGAAGCGGGCGGCGAAGCGGCACGAGCUCAUGCUGACGGCACUGAGCGAGGCGCACGAGGCGUCGCGAACGGAGCUGCGCUCGCUCAUCCGGGAGCUGGCCGCGCAGCUGCUCCCCGUGCAGCAGGCGACGCAGGCCCACGGCGAGCAGCUCGACGACUGCUGCGCCGCAAUCAACCUCUUUGCCGAAGCGAUCCGGCCCUCGCACGGCGAGGCGGCGGCGGCGGCGGCGGCGGCGGCGGCGGCAGCUUCGGGGGGAGGGUACAGCGGGGGGGCGGCGAGAGGUGGUCGCAGCGACAGAGAGGCGCGCGGUGGAUCCGCACGGCGUCGGUCCCGACCGUCGGCAAGCGGCGCCUACUCGCAGAUGUUGCAUGCAUUUCGCAGCGAGGCCGCGGGCGGCGAGUAA